UGCUGAAGGGUGUCGCUGAGAGAGGACACUGAAAGUGGUGGCAGAGUCCCCUAAGAGGGUGGAGCCUGAAUGAUGACUCAGCAGGGAGCUGUUCUGCAGGGUUACAAUAAUGAGCUGGUGAAAUGCGUUGAAGACUUAUGCAUGCAAAGGGAAGAACUGAACAAGCAGAUCCAGCAAGCGGAGGUGGAAAAGAAUAAACUCCAGCAUGAAAUCCGAAUCCUGUCUAAGAAACUAGAGAGUGUCUGUGAAAACUUAGCCCAGAAGACAGCCUCACGGAACGAGCUUGAUAAAAUCCUUGCUGAAACUGAAACUGCUUAUAUGAAGAUUUUGGAUAGUUCUAGAAUGCUGCUAAAUGUCCUGAAGAAGGAAGUUGGGAAUUUAAACAAAGCUGUGGAGCUGAAAAGCAACGUGACCUGAAACAGCCAAAUGCUCGGACUCUAACACAAUUACAAUUCCUCUUGUUCAGAAAUCACAGAAAGAGUUCUACCUUAACUUUCAUAUAUGUUUUUAGCACAUUUAAAAUAAUGUACAAUACAGAUAAAUAAAGGUGCUGUUUUGCUAAAAA
Molecule: messenger RNA, 565 nt
Organism: Dermochelys coriacea (leatherback sea turtle)
Lineage: Eukaryota; Metazoa; Chordata; Testudines; Dermochelyidae
Product: Sjoegren syndrome nuclear autoantigen 1 homolog
Exons: 1
Coding region: 70-417 (115 amino acids)
Cellular component (GO): centrosome; ciliary basal body
Source: RefSeq, a predicted model, not a curated record